Messenger RNA from Octodon degus (degu), 738 nucleotides. RefSeq names its product retinoic acid receptor responder 2 (gene Rarres2). The transcript has 6 exons. The record is from RefSeq and is a predicted model, not a curated record. Gene Ontology annotation, molecular function: signaling receptor binding. The coding region runs from base 151 to 630 and encodes 159 amino acids. Lineage: Eukaryota; Metazoa; Chordata; Mammalia; Rodentia; Octodontidae. Gene Ontology annotation, biological process: inflammatory response; regulation of lipid catabolic process.
CUGGGGGAGGGACAGGACGAGCCUGAGAGGCACCAACCUCUCAGAGGGGAAGUCUGGUUCAGAACCCGAAGUGACAGGGAAGGAGGAGGUGGUGGCUCUCUGCCGGUGGAAGAACUAAGGACUACACUUUGUGGUCUGCAGGCCUGAAGCAUGUGGCGGCUGCUGAUCCUGCUGGCCCUGUGGCUAGGCACAGAGGGUGUGGGUGGUCUUGAGCUCACCGCGGUUCAGCGCAAGGGCCUGCAGGUGGCCCUGGAGGAGUUCCAUAGGCACCCACCUGUGCAGUGGGCCUUCCAGGAGACAAGUGUGGACAGCGCCAUGGACACGCCCUUCCCAGCGGGCACCUUUGUGAGGCUGGAAUUCCGGCUCCAACAGACGGGCUGCCGGAAGAAGGACUGGAAGAAACCCGAGUGCAAAGUCAAGCCCAACGGGAGGAAGCGGAAAUGUCUGGCCUGCAUCAAACUGGAUCCUGCGCAUAAGGUUCUGGGCCGGAUGGUCCACUGCCCCUUAGAGACCCAAGGCCAGGAGCUCCAGGAGCCCCCAUGCAGCAAGGUGCAGCGGGCCGGCGAGGACCCCCACAGCUUCUAUUUCCCUGGACAGUUUGCCUUUUCCAGGGCGCUGCCCCCCAGCUGAGCCCUGGGCUGAAUCACAGCUGGCUUCCCCAACAGCGGCAGGUGGCCCCUCGCUCCCAGGCAGAAGAUCCACCACAUCUAGGGCCAAUAAAACUGUUCUCCAAGCCUG